AUGAAAGAAGCUAUAUCAUUGCUCGUGUUCCUAAUGUUUCUCAUGCUAGGAACUGGCAACGCAUCCACCCACAAAGAUAUGCUAAAACUCCACGAGGACUUGACAAAACAUUACAACAAAUUUGUGCGGCCAUCUUUUAAUCAGUCAGAACCAACAAUAGUUCAUGUCAAUUUUAGCCUUCUUUCCAUAAAGGAACUAGAUGAAAUGACCAACAAAUUAGCUAUAGUUGGUGUUUUCACAUUCUCAUGGAAUGACUUUCAACUCAAAUGGAACAUCACGGAAUAUGGAUACAGUCAUACAACGCUUCUCUCUCAAACGUCCAUUUGGAAACCAGACGUUAUACAAAUGAAUCCAUAUGAUGAUAUUGAACCGCUUGGUUUUGACCGACAACUUGUUCGUGUCGCUUUUAAUGGAGAUAUACAAUGGGUCCCUGCAAAUGUUUAUCAGUCUAGUUGUGCAAUCGACGUAACAUUUUAUCCCUUCGAUGUCCAAACUUGUGAAAUAAUCUUCUCUUCGUCAAUGUAUCUAGUGUCGGAACUACAUUUCGAAAGUAAAAGUAAAGAGUUCGACCUUGCUUAUUUCUCCCCAAAUGGAUUGUGGGAGGUAAAAGACACGGAAAUACGUUGUCGGAAAGUCGAACCAAUAAUUCGUUUAAUCCUGAAGCUAAGACGGCGAUCGACAUUUCACGUUCUAAACACGUUGGUACCUAUCAGUGUUAUAGGCCUUUUGAAUGUUUUGGUAUUUCUGCUACCUGCAGAUUCCGGAGAACGUAUCAGCUUCUCCAUCACUGUAUUGUUAGCAAUGGCUGUUUUUAUGAGUAUUGUGACAGAAAGUUUACCUAGUACGAGUCAACCAAAUAUCCCGUUACUGUGUUAUUUUCUCACCAUAGAUCUAGGCGCGAAUGUCUUCGUAACGGUGUGUGCCAUUCUUGGAUUGCGUUUCUAUCACAAACCAGACACUCAGAGGGUCCCGAAAUGGUUAAAACGUCUAGUCUCGUGUCAUCGUUGCCUUCGAAAGACGCAUCUAUAUAUAAAUAAAGACUCGGUACCUGAUAAGCGUCCAGAAAGUAUAAAUGACUCUUCUCAGGAGGAUUUCAAACACGUCUGUUUGAAUAAAUCUGCGGUGUCGCUGCCAAGCCAAGAAAACUUUACAUAUGAGAUGCAAGAUAAUCCUGACACUGAUAAAAGGAAGGUUCUAUCUGCUUCAUGUAAUGAACCAUUUACAUACAUUACAUGGAAACAUGUUGCAGAGUUCAUGGACAUUUUUUUAUUCGUGUUGUUUUCGAUGAUUUUGCUUGUAAAAGACAUCGCUGCAGUAUUUCUUUUUCUGCAAUCACAAGACGAUUCUUAG
Messenger RNA from Ylistrum balloti, 1350 nucleotides. RefSeq names its product neuronal acetylcholine receptor subunit alpha-7-like. Gene Ontology annotation, molecular function: transmembrane signaling receptor activity; neurotransmitter receptor activity; extracellular ligand-gated monoatomic ion channel activity. The transcript has a single exon. Bases 1 to 1350 code for a protein of 449 amino acids. The record is from RefSeq and is a predicted model, not a curated record. Gene Ontology annotation, cellular component: synapse; membrane; neuron projection. Lineage: Eukaryota; Metazoa; Mollusca; Bivalvia; Pectinida; Pectinidae. Gene Ontology annotation, biological process: monoatomic ion transmembrane transport; chemical synaptic transmission; nervous system process.